Limulus polyphemus (Atlantic horseshoe crab) is the source of this 4804-nucleotide messenger RNA. Its product is annotated as thyroid receptor-interacting protein 6-like. The transcript has 10 exons. Gene Ontology annotation, cellular component: focal adhesion; stress fiber. NCBI's taxonomy places the organism in Eukaryota, Metazoa, Arthropoda, Merostomata, Xiphosura, Limulidae. The coding region runs from base 80 to 1465 and encodes 461 amino acids. The record is from RefSeq and is a predicted model, not a curated record. Gene Ontology annotation, biological process: cell-cell adhesion.
GUAUUUUAUUGUCAAGUGAGAGAGAUCUAUUGUAGUAAGUACACUGAAUUGACAAGAGGUAGUUAACACGUUAUCAUUAAUGAUGGCUGAUCCUCUAUAUUCACUGGAGGAUGAAUUGACUCAGCUUAAUUUGACUUCUUGCAAUCGAGGCAACUAUCCACCAUCUCAGGAGAAGAAAAUUGCACCUGCAGUUCCACCCAAGCCAGUGAAAAAACUUCCAGAAAAUGUGUAUGUGAAUAUUCAAGAAAAGUCAAAUAAUCAAUCAGGUUUAAAGGAAAUAGAAUUUGGAAGACCAACUCCCCUUCCUACAGUUUCACCAGUGUACUCAAAUAUACCAAACAUUUCUGCAUCUACAUUAAGUUGCACCAAAGUGGAUGGAGACAAGUCUAAUCAGUCUUAUAAUGGAGCAGAAUCAGUAAAUGAACCAGAGUAUAUGAAUGUAAAUGUAACUAAUAAAGGAACAAAGGACCAAACAUUUUGUCCUGCAAGCAAAGCUGCCAUUUCUUCCUAUCCUGGUGGUUCUCCUCCUCACUCACCUUCAAUGUCAAACUAUGGCUCUCAGUCAAUAUAUUCAGCCUGUCGACCCCAGUCAUCAGCGAGUAACUAUGAUACAGAUUCUAUUUAUGAACCCAUUACUCCUCGGCCACCAAGUCAGAUGUCUUCACGAUCUACCUACAGCAUGGGAAGUGGAGGUUCAUCACUGUAUUCUUCUUACUAUCCAGCUCUGGGUAGGAACAAGGCAGGUUCUGUUACUGGCAUGCAGUCUCUUGGCAGAGGCUCCUCAACAGGUCAGGAGAGUGAAGUUGAUCAACUUACAGAUCUUUUGGUCCAAAGUAUGGAUAGUUCCAGAGAUUCUCUGUUUUUUGGCACAUGCCACAAAUGUGGAGAGAAAGUUCUUGGAGAAGGUAGUGGCUGUAGUGCAAUGGACCAGCUGUACCACAUCUCUUGCUUUACAUGCUCUAUUUGUCAGAUUCAACUUCAAGGAAAGUCAUUUUUUGCUAUGGAUGGCCAGCCCUAUUGUGAGGCAGACUACCUGAACACCCUUGAAAAGUGUUGUGUGUGUCAACAUCCUAUCUUAGACAGGAUCUUGAGAGCUACAGGGAAACCAUAUCAUCCUGGCUGUUUUACUUGUGUGGUUUGUGGAAUAUGUUUAGAUGGUAUUCCAUUUACUGUUGAUGCACACAAUCAAAUCCACUGCAUUGAAGACUUCCAGAGAAAAUUUGCCCCUCGUUGCUGUGUGUGUAAAGGUCCAAUCAUGCCAGAACAGGGUGAACAAGAGACUGUUAGGGUUGUGGCUUUAGACAGGAGCUUCCAUGUAAAGUGCUAUAGAUGUGAGGAUUGUGGGGUGCAGCUUUCUUCUGAGGCUGAAGGACGGGGAUGCUUCCCACUUGAUGAUCACAUUUUGUGUCGUGGCUGUAAUGCCCAACGUGUCCAAGCCCUGACAUCCAGCAUAGCUGCAGAAUAAUAAUAAUCUGUGAAAGUCUUAUUUAACUGACUGCUUUGAUUGUUGUGACACAAGUUUAAGAUUCAAAACAUUUUUCGGGUAUUUGAGCAUUUUGUGAAACAAAGACUUAAAGUAAUUAUUUUAGCACAGGAAAUAUAUCCAAGAAAAUCGCAAAAGUAAAUAUUGUUCAUAUUAUGUUUUAAGUUAAAGGACUUAAUCUACUUAAACUUUUCAAACUGUAAGAUACUUAAGAAUUUUGUAUGAAGUGAAAUUUAUAAAACUGAAAAUCUGUAAAGUAACUUCAACCACAUUUAUAUAAUUGCUCUAUGUGCAAUGAGAUUUCAUUGUCAUUGGAUCUAUUAAUUUUGUAUUUAGAAUAUUGCACCACCCAAAAUUUAUCUAAUCAACAAGAAAGUUGCAUUUUGCAAGGGCAUUUCAGAUUGAAUUAUGGGAAGUGUUGCAAAUACAAAAACUUGAAAAGAAUUUACGUUUAUAACAGUUCAAGUCCUGAACAGGCCUGAAAGAGAAUCAACCCACUCUCGGAAUAUUAUUAAGCAGCAACUAGGGCAACAGGCUAAGAGUCGACAUUAAUUUGAAUUUUAUUUAAUUUGCACGGGAGAUGUCAUCUCCAAGCAUUCGAAAAAGUCUUGCGUGUGCAGUCUUGGUGUACUUUCUUGUAACUCCAACCUUCAUGGAUCGAACUUCCUGUUUCAUGUCCUCCACAUGCACUUAUACGUGUUUAUAGUAGUAAGUGAGGAGAAAGAAAUCCUCAUAUAGCACUUUAUUAGUUAACAUGGUAGAAUAAUAAUAAUUGAUAUUUGUGAUUAAAUAUCUCAAAAUUUGGAUGAGAUGGAUUUAAUUAGAGAAUUAAAAUGUUAAUUUAGAUUUAUUAGAUUUGGACUAAAUUGAGGACAAAGAUCAAACAUCUGAUCCAUAAAAAUUUGUUGUGGGGGGGGGGGGGCAGGAGUGCCCCGAGAAAACCCACUUUCACAGAUCAGGUGCUGAAAAUUCUACCUGAUCAGUGCCCAAUGGCUGAAAGAAGUAACAUGAUUUAAUAAAACAAAAAGUAAAUAUAUAUUUCCUUCUAGUUGGUGGUAUGCUAUACAAGGGACUAAAUUAGGCAUUUGUACUAAUUAGGUGGUUAACCAUGAUGAUUGGUGUAGCAGAAAGUUGUGAUAAUUCUUGUAUUAGGGUAUUACACUUAGUAGCAUGUUUAUAAAAGUUAGUGGCAAGUUUAAAUAUUCUUUCUUUGAAAGCAGAAUAUAUUGGAAUUUAUUAUGGUAUACUGGCAGAGUGUAGCGAGUUGUUGGAUCCUGUAUAUUUAAUAGUUUGACAUAUUACAGUUCUUGCAAUGGUGGGCUGUGAGUUGGCUACUUCAGUUUCAGCAUCGAUGGGCUGAGGGUUGUCUGCUUCAGUGAGUUGAGGGCUGGUAGCUGAAGGUGAUUUUUUUUUUUUUUUUACUUUUUGGGGGGUGUACUGGGGUGUUGAGUCAGAAGAGUUGGCAGACAGAUCCGUCGUUGUGAUGAUUAAGUCAUGAUCAGAGCUGGAACUGUCAUUCUGGGCAUUCUUGAGCAGGGCAAAAUGUGAAGGGGAUGACAGCGGCUUGCUGGUUGACCUGGUAACCAUAGUCCUGGUGCAGGUAGACAUGCUUGAAAACAAUGUCUUAAGAGAGCCCUGAAAAGGGCUGUUUAACAACAUAAAAACCUUUACCCUACUAAGGUAGUUAGACCCUUAAGACUAGAAAUGUGAACCCUGCAGUGUGCUCUCUACUUCAUCGAGUCAGUAAAGGAGAUGUUAUACAGUUUGUUGAUUUUUAUUCACAGACUAGUUAGAUACGAUUGUGGUAUUAAUUGAACUCUGUGUGUGUACACACAAUCCCUGUGCUAAAUUAAUUACUUGUCGAUUUAUUAUGUACCAAUGUGGUUUUACUUAAGUGUGUAUAAUGGAGUAAUCUAUUGAUGUUUCUCACUUGUGUCAUUUAUAUUUAUAUGAUUUCUUCUAACAUUAGUGAACUUAAAAUACUAGUAAUACAUUUUUGUGUCCUACUUUACAUUAAUGAAACUGAAGAAACUUUGUAGUUGCCAACCUGCUAGUAACUGGAAAUUCCUGUAAUUUACCUUUAAUGUUGUGUAUUGAGACUUAAUAUCCUGUUGCCUUGACACAGGUAAUUUUUUCUACUUACAUAAAAUCAAUUAAUUUAUACAAGUAAUGUUUUUGUUAUAUACACAUUGCACAAUAUUGUUUAAGAUUUCUGUGAAAUAGGUGAUGUUUACACUUAUUUUGUGGUUUUUACUUUUUAUUGUUUAUAAACUGUUUCAUAUCAGUAGACAAAUUAAUUUUUUUACUGCUUAUUUAUUUUUUAUUUGUAAAAUUACAUGUUUCUUUGUGCAUAAUUUUGGAACAAUACAAGUUUCUAUAAAUCUGAAGGAGCCAUGGAAAUUAUAUGUGGAUUGCCACUAAAAAUAGAGAAUUCUGUUAUCAUUGCAAUUUACAGCAUUUGUUGAAUACAAGAUGUAAGUAUGUGAGAAUAUUUUUUUUUUAUAUUUUGUAUGUUUAAAAAUGAUUGACUGGGGUUAUACUUAAAUUUUUUUCAAUGUAAAUUUAAUAUUCAUGAUUCCCAUGGGUCAGGGAAGCUGGGAAAAGUCAGUGAAUGUUAUAUUUUGCAUUCACAGUGAUUAUUAGUGAAUUUCAUUUUUAAGAUAAAAUCCAGUAAAAAGUCGAUGAAUUUUAUUUGAGUUAGCGAUACUUGUAGGACGCAGAUGGUAAAAAAAAAAAUUAUCAUGAGCACCAAAAAAUUGCAUACAAGGUAUUUCUGGUGCAUUUAGCACAUUAGUAUAUGUUUUUUAUGCAUAAACAUUGUUUUGUCUACAUCAUUCUCUUUGUGUUAACUGUUAAUUUUCAUAGAGUAUGAAGCAGCCAUAAUAAUUUAAAUAAACAGAAGUAAAGUUCCUGUUCAAAUGGAGUGUAAUGUCUCUGGACAAGGCUUCUUUUUGUCUCUAUAAAACUAGGUCAUGGAAAAUUGUUUUUCUACAGCUUAAAAGCCCUUUUAGAGGUAGGCUAUUUCAAUUAAAGUUGUUUUAAUUUUAAAAUUUUAUUGUCUUAAGAUAAUAGUUCUCAUUGUAGAAGGAACAUGUAAUACCCUUAGUAUACUAUAUCAUUGACAUAUUUUUGUGGGAAAAAUAUUAUAUAUAUAUAAAAAAUUGAACAGUUUAUUUAGGUAAAGCCUGACAGUCUAAAGAAAAACAAAUCCACACAGUUUUGAUGAGUUAUUAUCAUUCUUAUCUGUACUUACAUUUAUUCAAUUUAUAAUCAAAAAUAACUAUAAUAAUUAUAUAAAAUAAUAAUUUAUUAGUAAAAAAU